This is a messenger RNA of Esox lucius (northern pike), 726 nucleotides long. RefSeq names its product apidaecins type 73-like. The transcript has a single exon. The coding region runs from base 1 to 726 and encodes 241 amino acids. NCBI's taxonomy places the organism in Eukaryota, Metazoa, Chordata, Actinopteri, Esociformes, Esocidae. The record is from RefSeq and is a predicted model, not a curated record.
AUGUGGACACCAGGGAAACAGCCACACCAAAGACUCACCAGGGAAACAGCCGCUUCAGAGAAACAGCCACACCAGAGACACACCAGGGAAACAUCCACACCAAAACACACCAGGGAAACAGCCACUUCAGAUAAACAGCCACACCAGGGAAACAGCCACACCAGGGAAACAGCCACACCAAAGUCACACCAGGGAAACAGCCACACCAGAGAUACACCAGGGAAACAGCCACACCAGAGAUACACCAGGGAAACAGCCACACCAGAGAUACACCAGGGAAACAGCCACACCAGAGAUACACCAGGGAAACAGCCACACCAGAGAUACACCAGGGAAACAGCCACACCAAAGUCAUACCAGGGAAACAGCCACACCAAAGUCACACCAGGGAAACAGCCACACCAAAGUCACACCAGGGAAACAGCCACACCAAAGUCACACCAGGGAAACAGCCACACCAAAGACACACCAGGGAAACAGCCACACCAGGGAAACAGCCACACCAGAGAAACAGCCACACAAGAGAAACAGCCACACCAAAGUCGCACCAGGGAAACAGACACAUCAGAGAAACAGCCACACCAAAGACACACCAGGGAAACAGCAAGACCAGAGACUCACCAGGGAAACAGUCCGACCAGAGACACUCCAGGGAAACAGCCACACCAGAGACAUGCCAGGGAAACAGCCACACCAAAGACACAACCAGGAGACAACCACACCUGA